Molecule: messenger RNA, 747 nt
Organism: Psylliodes chrysocephalus
Lineage: Eukaryota; Metazoa; Arthropoda; Insecta; Coleoptera; Chrysomelidae
Source: the annotation of a GenBank genome assembly
AUGAAAGUAAAACGAUACAAAAAAGUCAAUAAAAAUUUACGAUUCUUUAUUAACAACUUUGGCUUUAGACAACCAUUUCAAGUAUUAAUAGAUGGGACUAUCUGCUACUGUGCAUUAAAUAAUAAGAUCAAUAUUGCCGAUAAUAUUCCAAGGUACCUACAAGGUGAAAUAAAACUACUAACUACACAAUGUGCUAUUGUAGAAAUGGAAAGUUUGGGUUCCAAACUGAACGGGGCUCUUCUAGUUUUAAAACAGUAUGCAGUCCACAAAUGUGGACAUGAAGGCAAACCAAUAUCAGGUUCAAAAUGUUUUUUGAGUAUGUUAGGAAAAUCAAAUCCGAAUCAUUAUAUUGUGGGAACACAGGAUAGAGAUCUACAAGAUAAAGUUAGGGGCAUAAUUGGUGUACCAUUAUUAUAUUUACAUAUGAAAACACCCGUUUUAGAAAAACCUUCUGAUAUAUCAAUUAAAGCCUCUGUGUCUAGAUUAUCUGCAGUAGGAGCUUCUGAGGCAAAAGCUUUAGAAGAACUAAAGGUGAAAAAUGGGUUGUUGCUUAGUAAUGAAAAACCGAAGAGAAAGAAAAAAAAGGGUCCUAAUCCAUUAUCUUGUAAAAAAAAGAUGAAAAAACCUGGAUCAAAUUCCACAAUAUCUAAAAAAGAAGGUCAACCUGAGGUAGAGAAAAAGAAAAGAAAAAGGGUAAAAAUAUCCCAACAUAUAAGAGAAGCAUUAUUACAAAAUAAAAACUAUUAA